This is a messenger RNA of Mollisia scopiformis, 672 nucleotides long. RefSeq lists its product as uncharacterized. The record is from RefSeq and is a predicted model, not a curated record. NCBI's taxonomy places the organism in Eukaryota, Fungi, Ascomycota, Leotiomycetes, Helotiales, Mollisiaceae. The transcript has a single exon. Bases 1 to 672 code for a protein of 223 amino acids.
AUGGCAGCACAGGAGUAUUACGACAGCUUCAACCAGCCUGACCAAGCACCAAACUACCCUCCUCCACAUUAUCAGCCUUAUGCUGCCCCGCCACAGGUCCAUCAGCCUCUACCACCACAAUUCAACCCCGCAGACCACAAACCGAAUUAUCCUCAACACAUGCAGCCCUACAAUCCACCAGUUGCUCGUCCACCGCCUCAGCCAUACUAUCCUCCUCAAAAUCCUCAAUUUUUGCAACCACCUCAAGUACGGCCUCCACAGCAAGUCCGCUUCGAUGACGAGGAAGACGAUGAGUCGGAGGAGGAGUCAUUUGGCAGGAGGAGAUCAGUGUCGGAGCCUCCACGACAUCAUCACCACCACCAUCAUCAUCGUGAUCGAGACGACUCGCCGCGAGAGAGAUCUAGAGAGCGGUCGGUGGAGAGGUCGAGAGGUCAUGCGAAACAACCAGAUCACAGGAGUCGAAAUACCUUUUUAGGAGCGGUGGGCGGGAGUGUAAUUGGGGAUGCUAUUUUCCCUGGUCUGGGAACAAUAGGCGGUUUGGUGCUUGGUGGGCUUGGAGGACAUGAGACAGGAAGGAGUCGUAGUGAGAGGCCGCCAGAGAAGCGAAGACAUAAGGAUAGAUAUGACAUUGAGUGGGAAGAAGGCCGGAGGAGGCGAGGAGAGAUUGAUUGA